ACACGUUUAAGCACUUGCAAUGCGAGUUAUUACAGCUUGCAGUAAUUUAUAUUAACAAAAUCACACAUUUUAUCGGGGAAAAACGCCGAUAUUACAACAUUUGUCAUGACCAGGAAGCCGUCAUGUGACUAGAAAAAGAUGGCGGCGGUGCAAUGGUGCUCCCGUGCACGAAGCUAUGAGGCGGAGCUGCAGAGGUGCCGUCUUGAUGUGACUCCAGUUGAUUUUGGAGAAUACCACCCCCUCAAACCGAUCAUGGUGACAGAAACUAAGACACGGCGUGGAACCCGUAAAGGCAGCACCUCUUCCUCGUCCUCAUCCUCUUCCUCGGUCGUCACCGACCCUCUAAGUUCCAUGCUGGAAGGAACCGACCCCCUGUCCAUGUUUGCCAGUGAAGCUCCGGCUGUGCCACAGAGCGCCUCCGCAGGGGAUUUGGGGAGGAAGAGGAGGGACAAGGUUGAGGAGGCAGUGGGACCAGACUUUGAACCCUGGUCAGCAAAGCGAGGAGAGAUCCUGGCAAGGUUCACCACCACUGAAAAACUCUCGAUUAAUCUUUGCAUGGGCUCUGAUGGAGGAAAAGCUCAGAGUCCUGGACCCUCAGCUGUUUCAGAGAAGGUUCGAACUCGCCUGGAGGAGCUGGAUGAUCUGGAGGAGGGAUCCCACAGAGAGAUGCUGAACCUUUCCCAACAGGAUUAUGCCAACCGCAUCGAAGAGCUGAACCAGUCCCUGAAGGAAGCCUGGGCAACAGACCAGAAGGUCAAAGCCCUCAAGAUAGUCAUCCAGUGCUCCAAACUUCUGUCUGACACCUCAGUGAUCCAGUUCUACCCGAGCAAGUUUGUUCUCAUCACCGAUAUCCUCGACACCUUCGGUCGGCUGGUGUACGACAGAAUCUGGACCAUGUGUUCAGACCCGCGGCCUUUAGCAGACUCCUUCACGGUGGACGAUGUGAACGAUACCGCCAAAGAGACAUGCCUCAACUGGUUUUUCAAGAUUGCCUCCAUCAGAGAGCUCCUGCCCAGACUAUAUGUGGAAGCUGCCAUCCUGAAAUGCAACCGCUUCCUUAACAAACUCGGUAUUCAGGAGACCCUCCCUCGGUUGUCGUCCAUGGUCAGAGGGAUUGGAGACCCUUUAGUGGCCGCGUAUGCCAGAGCGUAUCUCUGCAGGGUAGGAAUGGAAGUGGCACCACACCUGAAGGACAACCUGAACUGUAACUUCUUCGACUUGCUCAGAACCUUCAGACAAAUCAGCAGUGUCAGCAUGCAGAACCAGUUGGAGGUUCCUGAGUACCUGACGCUCUACUCGCCCGCCAUCAGUUGGAUCCUGCAGUGCAUCGCCUACAGAGCUCCAGACCCUCUGCUGACAGAAAUGAUGGACAGAUGCAGGAAAAUGGGGAAUAAUGCCUUGCUGUUGAAUUCGGUGCUGAGAGCGUUCAGGCCGGAGUUUGUUGCAGCCCGAGCCACCGACGUCAUCGCUAUGAUCAAAGACUGUGACGAGGCCGGCUUCCCAAAGCAUCUGUUAUUCGGUUCGUUGGGUCGCAGCCUGGCUUGUGCCGACCCCCCCGAGGCCGACAGGUUGGCGAUCCUAAACGAAGCCUGGAAGGUCAUCACCAAAGUCCGCAGUCCUCAGGAUUACGUAACCUGUGCUGAGAUCUGGGUGGAGUUCACAUGCCGCCACUUUACGAAACGUGAGGUCAACACUGUUCUGGCUGACAUCAUCAAACACAUGACACCCGACCGGGCGUUUGAAGAUGCCUACCCUCAGCUGCAGUCUGUGAUCAGGAAGAUUCUCGCCUACUUCCAUGACUUCUCCCUCCUCUUCUCUAUGGAGCGUUUCUUGCCGUUUCUAGACAUGUUCCAGAAGGACAGUGUGAGGGUGGAGGUCUGCAGAUCCAUCAUGGAGGUCUUCAUCAAGCACCAGCUGGAGCCGACCAGAGACCCGGUUAUCCUCAACGCCGUGCUGCACAUUUGCAAGACCAUGCACGACUCUGUUAAUGCUCUGACUCUGGAGGACGAGAAGAGAUCUUUGGCUCUGCUGAUCAACGGCUUCAUCCGCACGGUUUCUUUUGGUCGUGACUUCGAGCAGCAGUUGAGUUUCUGUGUGGAGGCCAGAGCCACGUUCUGUAACCUGGAACCAGUGCUGGUGCAGCUCAUUCACACGGUGAACCAGCUCGCCAUGGAAACCAGGAGAGUGAUGAGGGGUAAUCACUCGCGUAAAACGGCGGCGUUCGUCAGGGCGUGUGCUGCGUACAGCUUCAUCACCAUCCCGUCGCUCAGCAGCAUCUUCAGUCGUCUCCAUCUUUACCUGCUGUCCAGUCAGGUCGCGUUGGCCAAUCAGUGUCUCUCACAGGCCGACGCCUUUCUUACAGCAGCAGUUAGUAUUCUUCCAGAGGUUCCUCGCUCUAUCAGCGUGGAGGGAAAACUCCGUUCCUCUGAGAGCUUCCUCCUAGACUUCAUCAACACCUUCUUGGCUGCGCUGCUGGUUGUCCCGGACCAUCCGGAGCACGGCGUGCUCUACCUCGUCCGCGGUCUGCUCAACAUGGUCCAGGAUUACACCUGGGAGGACAACAGUGACGCCAAAGUGAAGGUCUACAUCAGCGCGCUGCCUCUGCUGGCUGCUAUGAGCCAGGAAACCUACAUCUACACCAUUCCAAAAAUGGACUCUAAUGAGACACUUUACGGUGGAGACCCCAAGUUUCUGUCAGAGACUAACAAGCUGUGUGAGACUCUGAUUGGGCAGAUCCUGGACCACCUGAAGACCCUCGGCCGGGAAGAGCAGAGUGCACGCCGCCAAGGUGCUCUGGCCUUCUCGCUGUUCGGCGUCCUGCUGGCGCACAGCGAUCUAAGGAACAACAAGCUGAACCAGCUCGCCGUCAACCUUUGGAACCUGAGCCACAAACACGGAUUCUGCAACACACGUGUCUCUGUUCGGACUCUGGAAUUCAUCAAACAUCAGGCUCAGCAGCCCGAUAUGGGUCACCUGUCAGAGACAGUCCAGAGACUCGCACUGCACUCCCGCACCUGAACACCUCAGACAUCUGUGGAAAACCGCCAACGCACCCCAGAUCAAAUAAAUGUUAAAAAAAAAC
Thalassophryne amazonica is the source of this 3082-nucleotide messenger RNA. It is a transcript of the gene vps35l, whose product is annotated as VPS35 endosomal protein sorting factor like. The coding region runs from base 139 to 3018 and encodes 959 amino acids. Gene Ontology annotation, biological process: endocytic recycling. The transcript is spliced from 30 exons. Gene Ontology annotation, cellular component: endosome. Lineage: Eukaryota; Metazoa; Chordata; Actinopteri; Batrachoidiformes; Batrachoididae. The record is from RefSeq and is a predicted model, not a curated record.